AUGGAUCAGGCCAGCACUUUCAACAUAAAAAAAUCUAUCACUGCUGAACAAAUUUCUAAGUGGUUUACCUCGGGGACCUCAUUUGUCAGCAUUAAACUUUCUGAUGAGGUGGUUGAAAGAAAGAGUGAUGGACCAUCUUCGACAGAAACCAGUCCAUCGAAACCUCUUGAGGACAGUCUGCAGUCUGAUGGCGCAACGUGUCCAAAACAAGAACCUUCAAAAAGCACUGGUCCGCCUGUCCUCACAAGUAAUGAGUGUCCAAAAUUGCCCAUAUGCAAAAACAGACAAGAACUGAUUUCCCUCAUAGAAAACAACUCUGCUGUCAUCAUUCAAGGAGCCACAGGCAGCGGCAAAACCACUCAGCUGCCGCAGUACAUUUUGGACCAUUACAAUGAAAAAAAUGCCUCAUGCAACAUUGUGGUCACCCAACCACGAAAAAUUGGAGCCACCAGUAUUGCUCGAUGGGUUGCCACACAAAGGAAAUGCACCCUGGGUAGUCUGGUUGGAUAUCAGGUUGGGUUGGAGAAGUUGGCCACAGAGCACACUCGACUGAUCUACAUGACAACUGGAGUCCUUCUGCAAAAACUGGUUUCAGCCAAAUGCCUCACAGAGUUUUCACACAUUUUUGUGGAUGAGGUUCACGAGCGCUCAGAGGAGAUGGACUUCCUGCUGUUGGUUUUAAGAAAACUUCUUCAUUCCAACUCUCGUUAUGUCAAGAUAAUCCUCAUGUCAGCUACCAUUAACUGCAGAGAGUUUGCCGAGUACUUCGCCACACCAGUUCACGGUAAAAUGAGCCCCGCUUAUGUGUUUGAAGUGGAGGGGGCACCCUAUCCUGUUGAGGAGUUUUACUUGGAUGAUCUCCACAAACUUCUUCCAUGCAGGGUUGGGUCGCCUCAUCCAGAUGAUCCUUGUAUCUCACCGGAGAUGUACAGUCUUGCCGUCACUCUCAUCCAAAGCUUUGAUGAAAUGGAAAACAAGAAUUUUUGCCAGACGGAGACAAAUGAGGGGAUGACUUUCUCAGAAACAGGAAGUGUUUUGGUUUUCCUUCCUGGUUUACAUGAAAUACACUACAUGCAGGACGCCCUGGCAAAACUGGUGUUCAAAAGAUUCCAGGUUUAUCCCCUCCACUCGACAGUUACGCUAGAAGAACAGAACAGUGUUUUUCAUCCUCCUGUACCAGGAUACAGGAAGGUGAUCCUUUCCACCAACAUUGCAGAGAGUUCAGUGACUGUUCCAGAUGUCAAAUAUGUGAUUGAUUUCUGCUUGGCUCGUCACUUGGUCUGUGACAACGAGACUAAUUAUCAGUCUCUGCGUCUGACCUGGGCAUCCAAAACCAACUGCAACCAACGUAAAGGCAGGGCAGGUCGAGUGUCAAAGGGCUAUUGUUACCGACUUGUCACCAAAGCUUUCUGGAGGGAUGAAAUUCCUGACUUCAUGAUUCCUGACAUGCUUCUUGCUCCCCUGUCUACCAUCAUGUUGAAGGUGAAGCUUUUGGACAUGGGAGAUCCUCGCUCCCUCCUCUCCACAGCACUCUCACCUCCCAACCUGAGUGACAUUGUUAGGACUGUGCUUCAACUCAAGGAGAUGGGUGCUCUGUCGGCAAAAAACGAGUCCAGAAGUCAAAAUGACGAUGGCGAGUUGACGUUCCUUGGCCGAGUUCUGGCCCACUUACCUGUGGAUCUGUACCUGGGGAAGAUGAUUGUUCUGGGUCACGUCUUUGGCUGCCUGGAUGAAUGUCUCAUUAUAGCUGCCUCACACUCUCUGAAAAGCUUCUUUGCUAUUCCAUGCAUGCGUCAGCUUGCAGGCUACAGGAACAAGCUGGCUUUUGCUCGUGGCACGCCAAGUGAUUCAAUAGCCUUUGUCAAUGCCUUCAAGGCAUGGUACUCAUCAAGACAACAAGGACAACUGAGACACCCCAAGGAUGAGCUAAACUGGGGGAGUGAGAACUUCAUUCAAAUCAAGAGGAUCAGAGAGGUUGCAGAACUGUACGAAGAUCUGAAAAAGCGCGUGUCUCAGUUCAACAUGCACAUCUCAGAGGAGACUCAGGCUUCAGACUACACCAGCACACACAAGCAGAGGUUUAUUCUUCAGAUCGUCAUCGCUGGUGCCUACUACCCCAACUACUUCUUCCAAGCGGAGAUUGAUGACAACCUGGCAUCCAAAGAGCUGAGUGGCUUCAACCCAAAAACAACUGUGAUGGUUAGGAACCUCCCUCCGUACAGUUUUCUGUAUUACAAGCAGCUCCAGUCUUUGUUCCGCUUGUGUGGACAGGUCAAAAACAUUUCUUUUGAGAGCACCAGAGCAUACGUGGAGUUCUACAAUACAUCCGGGGACACGGGGGUCCUGCCUGAGGUGUCUCUUGCCCUCUUCAUGGCCAGCCAGAACUCUCCAAUGCAGCUUUCAGUCUACCCCACUGACCAGAUUGAAUCUUGUUCUGGGGGCAGACCAAUAACUCACAUGAAAUUUUCUCGUGUGAAUGCAGGCAUCCAGAGCCAGUCUGUCUCCCCAGUUGGAGUACUGAGCAGCAGCAUCGACCCGGCUAAGCUGCCUUCCAAUCGCCUCUUUGUUGUGAACAUCACAGAGGUGUUGGAAGUGGGUCGUUUCUGGGGGUUCCCAGAGGAUGAAGCCAGCUUGGAAAAGCAACGCCUUCUGACCGGAGAAAUCAACAAGCGUACCCUGAACCCUGUGGAGGUGUCUCUCUACCCCAACCUGCUGUGUCUGGCGCCGUACUCUGAGAGCAGUGAGCAGAGUUUGUAUUACCGAGCCAAGAUCUUGCACGUGCGCGGAAAUACUGUGGAGGUGUUCUUUUUGGACUUCGGCAACACAGCAGUUGUUUCCUGCAACAGCCUGAGAGAACUCCCAUCUGAUCUGCUGGCUCACCCUUUUCAGGCCCAGGAGUUCCAAAUUGCUGAAAUGUGUCCAUCAGCUCAGUCCGUCAUCCUGGGGAACCAGUGGAGCAGCAGUGCCCGCAACCGCUUCAUGGUUCUGCUGAAGGAUCAAUCGGUCAUUGUGUCUUUAUACUCCAUCCUCCACGGCGUCAUGCGUGUGGAAGUGUUCAUCAACAUGGAGUCAAAAAAGACCAGCGUGGUGGACAUAUUGUUGAAGGAGGGAUAUGCUGUGAGGGCAGAGGAGAACUUUGAUUCUCAGCAAAGCCACGAGGCACUGAUGACUCUGUACAAGGACAUGGAGAAAGGACCAUAUGUUCCCAAUUCUGCCAACAGUUCCUGGAAAGAGCGCGAGAAAGAGGAGAAGGAGCUUAUCGACAGUCUGCUUGCUCACUUUUCCAAACACCCCCCGUUCGGAUCAAAGGCACUUCAGGUUUGUCUGAAAGGACCAACGAGUCCUUACAAGACAAACUUCCACAGCUUGUGCCGAAAAAUCUAUUGCAGGACUGUGUCUGUAGAUAAGACCAGCAUCAACUCCAUGGCACUGAAUGAAAACCCACACUACAAACAUCUGAGGAUGUUGGUGGCUGCAUCAGUGUCAGUCAACUCCACAGGUACACGCAUAAUGCUGAGAGAAACGUCCAUCCUGCCUGACAUCCCUGGACUUCCUGGACUGGUAAUGAUGCUCUUCACCCCCAUCAUGGAGUUACGUACUAAUGAAGAAAGGACAUGCUACGCUGGUGCUCUCAUGGGCUUGGGCUUCAACAACCAAACCCAAGCAGCCAUCCUACCUGAGAACGACAUCGAGCUGGCCUUUGACACCAGAUUUGAUGUUGAGGACAUCACAGAGAUAAAUGCGUUGCGAGUGGCCGUUAACCGCCUGUUGUGCAACGGUCCCAGAAGCACGCUGCAUCUGGGACCUGACAAGAUCAGCCAACUUCAGGAGGACUGCCGAGACCGCCUUACCAGCCUCUUCAUGAGGUCUCCUCCAAGAGAAGCUGUCCCUCCACUGUAUUACGAGAAAUCAGGAAAGUGGAACCAAGUUGAUCCUUCUCUGAAGAUGAACAUCGCAGAACCAGGAGAUGGAAACACCAGAGGUGUUCUCUUCCAGCUUCAUCCGGUCAUUCUGCUCAACUAA
Nematolebias whitei (Rio pearlfish) is the source of this 4023-nucleotide messenger RNA. RefSeq names its product tudor domain containing 9 (gene tdrd9). Gene Ontology annotation, molecular function: RNA binding; ATP binding. The coding region runs from base 1 to 4023 and encodes 1340 amino acids. The record is from RefSeq and is a predicted model, not a curated record. The transcript is spliced from 35 exons. NCBI's taxonomy places the organism in Eukaryota, Metazoa, Chordata, Actinopteri, Cyprinodontiformes, Rivulidae. Gene Ontology annotation, cellular component: intracellular anatomical structure.